Molecule: messenger RNA, 5244 nt
Organism: Syngnathoides biaculeatus (alligator pipefish)
Lineage: Eukaryota; Metazoa; Chordata; Actinopteri; Syngnathiformes; Syngnathidae
Gene: jag1b
Product: jagged canonical Notch ligand 1b
Exons: 26
Coding region: 424-4080 (1218 amino acids)
Biological process (GO): establishment or maintenance of epithelial cell apical/basal polarity; cell communication; heterophilic cell-cell adhesion
Cellular component (GO): plasma membrane; protein-containing complex
Molecular function (GO): calcium ion binding; Notch binding
Source: RefSeq, a predicted model, not a curated record
GAUGUGCGCGGUGGCCGCAAAGGUGGGUGGGGCGGGCCCCGCGAGCGGCUCAUGAAUAUGAUUAAGGUGGAGGUGGGCCGUGCUCAGAGCUCAGCACACGCGGGCGGGCGGGAUGCAGACACUCCCUCUGGCUUGAACUCGUGCAGGCAGGCUGCUUCGCUGCUCUCGGCACCACUUCUCAGUCAGUUCAGACAGUGAGCGACUUACCGCCGCAUGGCCCCAACUUUCCCUCUUUAGCAAGUGGAAUCUUGGUAUCUCCCGCCUGACCCCCGACGAGGAAGCACAAACCCCCGGGGCACAGCUAGGAUCCGGCUCGCCUCGUGACGUCUUUGCGGCGCGUUGUGCAUGUUGAAAUCGGAGCGCCGUGGUGCCGAGUGUCGGCCAGACGACUAGUUCGAGCAGCGGCCACCUCAGUCCGCAGGCAUGACUUGGAGAAGGGCCGCCGUCCUUGCUGCCUUUCUGAUUCCGUUUCUUCUAAAGGUGUCAGAUGGAUCGGGACAAUUCGAGUUACAAAUCUUGACGGCGCACAACGCCAACGGAGAGCUGCUGAGCGGCGCGUGCUGCCACGGCGCUCGGAACUCCGCGGACAGCAAGUGCAGCACGAGGGCAGAGUGCCGGACCUUUUUUAAAGUUUGCCUCAAGGAAUACCAGUCGAGGGUUUCGGCGGGGGGGCCUUGCAGUUUCGGAAUGGGAUCUACGCCCGUCCUCGGAGGGAAUACAUUUUCUUUUAGGGGCUCGCUCAGGAAUGACAAGGCCAGGAUAGUUUUGCCCUUCAGCUUCGCCUGGCCGAGAUCCUACACUUUGAUAGUAGAAGCUUUGGACUUCAACAAUGAAACCAGCGAUGGGAAGGUGAUAGAGAAAUCUUCGCACUCUGGCAUGAUCCACCCCAGCCCACACUGGAGGAAGCUGACUCACAAUGGACCCGUAGCUCAGUUUGAGUACCAGAUCCGGGUCAGCUGUGAUGAGCACUAUUAUGGCUUCGGCUGCAACAAGUUCUGUCGACCCAGGGACGAGUUCUUUGGGCAUUACACAUGCGACUACAACGGGAACAAAACAUGUCUGGAAGGCUGGUCGGGACCAGAAUGCAACACUGCAAUAUGCCGACAAGGCUGCAGCACCGAACAUGGAUCGUGUCAGGAGCCAGAUGGAUGCACGUGUUUGUAUGGCUGGGAAGGCCAAUACUGCGACAAGUGCAGGCCCCACCCCGGCUGUGUACACGGCACCUGCGUGGAACCCUGGCAGUGCCUGUGUGACACCAACUGGGGAGGACAUCUCUGCGACAAAGAUCUGAACUACUGCGGUACUCACCAGCCGUGCAUGAAUGGAGGGACUUGCAUCAACACGGGACCGGACAAGUACCAGUGUUUGUGUGCUGAGGGCUACUCUGGAGCCAACUGUGAGAGAGCGGAACAUGCCUGUUUGUCCAAUCCCUGCUCAAAUGGGGGGAGCUGCUCAGAAACCAGUCACGGUUAUGAAUGUCAUUGUGUGCCAGGCUGGAGCGGCCCUUCCUGCACUCUCAACAUCGACGACUGCUCUCCGAAUCCGUGUAAUCACGGCGGGACCUGCCAAGAUCUCGUCAACGGGUACAAGUGUCUUUGUCCCUCACAUUGGACUGGGAAGACAUGUUUGAUAGAUGCCAAUGAAUGCGAAGCCAAGCCCUGUAUGAAUGCCAACUCCUGCCGGAACCUGAUUGGUGGCUACUUCUGCGAAUGCAUUCCCGGUUGGACGGGGCAGAACUGCGACGUCAAUGUAAACGACUGCAUGGACCAGUGCCAAAAUGGGGGGAUCUGCAAGGACUUGGUGAACGACUAUCGCUGCGCGUGUCCCUCUGGCUUCGCCGGUGAGCACUGCGAGAGGGACAUCGACGAGUGCGCGAGCUCGCCGUGUCUGAAUGGCGGGCGCUGUCAGGACGAAGUUAACGGCUUCCAGUGUCUUUGUCUGGCCAGAUUUUCGGGGAAUCUCUGCCAGCUGGAUAUCGAUUACUGCUCCCCCAGCCCAUGUCAGAAUGGAGCAGCCUGCUUCAACCUGGCCACAGACUACUACUGCGCUUGCCCGGAGGACUAUGAGGGCAAGAACUGCUCCCACCUCAAAGACCACUGUCGCACCACCACGUGUAAAGUCAUAGACAGUUGCACAGUUGCGGUGGCAUCCAACAGUACGCCGGGAGGAGAGCGCUACAUUUCGUCCAACGUGUGUGGACCUCACGGCCGGUGCCGGAGCCAAGCCGGUGGCCAGUUCAGCUGCGAGUGUAAAGAGGGCUUCAGAGGAACCUACUGCCAUGAGAAUAUCAAUGACUGCGAGAGCAGCCCAUGCCGCAAUGGUGGAACCUGCAUUGACAAAGUUAGCGUGUACCAGUGUAUCUGCGCUGAUGGCUGGGAGGGCGACCACUGUGAGAUCAACAUUGACGACUGCAACGCCAACCCCUGUCAUAAUGGUGGAACGUGUCAGGACCUGGUGACUGAUUUCUUUUGCGAGUGCAAGAAUGGCUGGAAGGGGAAAACUUGCCACUCCCGCGAAAGUCAGUGUGAUGAAGCCACUUGCAACAACGGCGGCACCUGCCACGACGAGGGCAAUACGUUCCAGUGCAAGUGCCCGCCGGGUUGGGAGGGGACUACGUGCAAUAUAGCUAAGAACUCCAGUUGUCUUCCAAACCCUUGUGAGAAUGGCGGUACCUGCGUGGUGACAGGGGAGUCUUUCUCUUGUGUCUGCAAGGAGGGCUGGGAGGGUCCCACGUGCACCCAAAACACCAACGACUGCAGUCCCCACCCAUGUUACAACAGCGGAACCUGCGUCGACGGAGACAACUGGUACCGCUGCGAGUGUGCGCCGGGCUUCGCGGGUCCAGACUGUCGGAUCAAUAUCAAUGAGUGCCAAUCCUCCCCAUGUUCCUUCGGCUCAACCUGUGUUGAUGAAAUUAAUGGCUACCGCUGCCUGUGCCCGCCAGACCGAAGUGGAACGCACUGUCAAGAAGUGUCAAGAAAAGCCUGCUCAGUUAAUGGACGUGUGAUCGCAGAUGGGCUUAAAUGGGAAGAAGACUGCAACACUUGCCACUGUUCCAACGGGAAAGUCGUAUGCACAAAGAUGUGGUGUGGUCCAGUGGCGUGCCAUCUCGGCGCCAAAGGUCGAGGCGGGUGUCCUUCUGGCCAGAGUUGCAUCCCCAUCAGGGAGGGCCACUGUUUCGUCAAGCCCUGCCAAGGACUCGGAGAGUGCUGGCUCUCAAACCCGCUGCCAAGCCCCAAAUGUCACCCCAGCUCCAGUUACCAGGACAAUAGCUGCGCUAACAUCACCUUCACCUUCAACAAGGACAUCUUGUCUAGGAGCUUGACUGUGGAGAAUGUGUGCAACCAGCUGAGGCGCUUGUACGUCGUCAAGAAUUUCUCCUUGGAGCAUUCAGUGUCCAUAACCUGUGACCCGUCAUUCUCGGCAAGCAACGAGAUCCAUGUCUGCAUAUCAACAGAAGACCAUCGUUUGGACCGGAGCCCCGUAAAAGAGAUGACAGAGCGAAUCAUUGAUCUGGUUAGCAAACGCAAUGGGAAUAACACCAUCAUUGCCUCCAUCGUGGAGGUGCGCGUGCCAAGCCCCAACAAAACUGACUACCUGGUGCCCCUCCUCAGCUCCAUCUUCAUCCUCCUCUGGGUCCUUCUGCUUAUUUCCAUCUUGCUGUGGUGCAUGCGUCGGCGGCGGAAACAGAGCAACUCCGGCGGCGGUGGAGGCGGAGGAGGCACGGCGGCGGCCUGCUCGGAGGACAACACCACUAACAACGUGCGCGAGCAGCUGAACCAGAUCAAGAACCCCAUCGAGAAGCAUGUGAGCCUCUCAGUGGCUAUCAAAGACUAUGAAAACAAGAACUCCAUCAUCGCCAAUAUAAGGACAAAUCACCCCGAGGGGGACGAGGACGACAAGGAGAGGCACCUCCAGAAGGGCCGCUUUGCCAAGCAGCCAGCGUACACGCUAGUGGAGCGGGAUGAGAAGAUCUCCAGCCCCAACUCCACAUCCAAACACCCUAAUUGGACUAAUAAACAGGACAACAGAGACUUGGAGACAGCAAACAGCAUAAAUAGAAUGGACUACAUAGUAUAGCAGACAGCUGUGUUGCUGUGCAACCAAGCCUUAAACGUCUUCACACCCCGGUGGUGGGUGAACCAGGGGAGCGUUUGCAUGCCUACUUGGUAAACUGUCACGUCGUGUCACUCGUGACCCUGCAGUAUUUUUCCUAUUUUCCCCGCGUUAAUUUAAGUUUUGACAAGCUGGCUUACACUGGCAGUGACGGUUGCUUUGGUUGGCUGGAAACACAAAGCACUGGUAUACAUUUCACUGUAGAAUGUUGCGUUUACUCCACUACAUUUCAGUCCCACAUCCAGCCUGCCCCGCCUCUUUUGUCUUUUUUUUUUUUUAAAUUUAGUGGACACAUGGAAUGGACUCCUGUUCUAAUUGUUGUACAAUGACUAAAACAACCUUGUUGUGUCCAGCACUCGGGCUAAUCAUUUUACUGUGUUCUUUGAAUUCUUUCUAGUACCGUUUUGGAGAAAAGUGCCUUUUUCAGCUUUAGACUUUGCCACUGUCAAAUGAGGAAAAAAGAAAAAAGAACUUUAUUUAUUUUUAUUUUGGGGUCAGGGGUGGGUUUAAUGUCAGCAAUUGCUGCCAAUAUGAAGAAUUUAUGUUGAUUGAGAACAUGUAGAUAUGUACAUUUUUUUUUAUUAAUCAUUGUGUAUAUUUGAUUUAUUAAUUUAAUAAUCAAGAGCCUUAAGUAAGAUAUCGUUCCUUUUUAUUUAUAUGUUCUGUCUAGUUUGAAGGUUUUGAUAGCUGUGGAAGCUCACCAUUUCUUUCAAUUACCGCUUCCUUCAAUGUGUUCUAAAAUGCCAAAUGUCAGAAUUUCAAAGACAAACAAAUGGGCGCUUUUGGCCUGAGACUUUUUUUUUUUUUUUAAUAAAACACAUUUGACAUUUCAUUAUUUUUUUUUUUUGCCAGUACAUUGACUGAAGGCAAGUAUGAAUCAAUAAUGGCUGCUUCCUAUGACAUACAGCGCUUGCUUUCACACAGUAAAUAAUUAAGGGAACAAUAAUGUCAUCAAGCAGCCUCCAAAUUUUCACUCUCAUUUCGAAGGCUUUCGAGAUCCACCGAUGCAGGUCACGUGGCUACAACUAAUGAGAAAAUCCCAUCUGCAUUUGUCUGCGUGACGUCGUAAGAGUACUGUACGACUUGAAGAGUACACUGUAGAACCACAUUAAAUACUGCCACCCUUGA